Dermacentor silvarum is the source of this 1467-nucleotide messenger RNA. RefSeq lists its product as uncharacterized. The record is from RefSeq and is a predicted model, not a curated record. Lineage: Eukaryota; Metazoa; Arthropoda; Arachnida; Ixodida; Ixodidae. The transcript is spliced from 2 exons. The coding region runs from base 1 to 1467 and encodes 488 amino acids.
AUGGGACUUACUGCACACUGGAAGCCGUCACAAGCUGGUCUUUUGGUGUCAACUACUGUUGUCCUGCGUCUUUCUCAUGAGCUUCUGAACAAGCUCAAUUACAAGUACUUGCUAACUGGUAGAUUGUCACAGGAUUGUCUCGAAAACAUCUUUUCUGUAUUGAGGCUCAGAAAACCUGUGCCGAGCGCAUAUGAUGUCAAGUGUGCCUUAAAGCUUAUCUGCGUUGGCCAGUUUGUAAACACACCGACAUCAUCUAGCUAUGGUGUUGAUGACAGCACGCAUCUGGCUGACCUUCUUGAACCCAGUUUCAAACAGGAUCAAGUGGAAGGUCAGGAGCCCGAGGAGCUUGAGAACUUGUUUGUUUAUGCACUUACCACAGAAGAGUGCGAUAUCCUUGCGUACUUGGGAGGCUUUUUGCUGAAGUCAGUCAUCGGUUUUCUUGGAGAGUGCAAAGACUGUGAAAGAGCCCUGGUUGGCGAUGCAACAGGCCAGUACAAUGCUCUUAUACAGCUGAAAGAGUAUGUCAAGAAUAGCGGAAAGCUCAUCCAGCCAAGCCAAACAGUGAUGCAAGUUUUAAUCGAAUGUGAGGAAAACUUUAAGACUUUCGCAAACAUGAAUGAGAUCCUGACUCUCAAAGCUCCAUUUACAGGUAUCCUGAGUGCCUUGCGGAAGUCUGUGGCUAUGAGAUUAGGGUGUUGUGAUGCGCAUGAAUCAAGGGCAUGCAAAAUGCUCCUUGAGAAGUAUGUAAGGACAAGACUUAAGAUUCAUCUCCGACAGCAGCAUGCGCAGAGGGCAACACUGGUUCGAGAUGUCACCACCCUAAAGCGGGCCGCGUAUGUAGGCUCCCUAGGAGGGCGCUCUCAGUCUAGGGGCCGCUCCAAGUCUAAGGCGCGCAUCCCAGGAGGUUCCACCUGGGCCGACAAAGUGAAACAGACGAAGCCGACGGGCCAGACGAAACAUGCCGACGCACAGGCAAACGAGCGGGCGCACGAUCCCAGGAUCGCGCAGUUGAUGAAUGAAAACGCCAGUCUCAAGGAGGAAAUCCAGAGAAUGAAGGCCGACUUCGAGGCAUUCCGAAACGCCAGCGCUGUCCAAGCGGCCGCGGCAAGGCAACCUUCUGCGGAAGAAGGAGCCACAGCAAGGGCGGCCAAGCGCAGAGCCACCUCCUCCCAGGGUACGGUUGAGGACGUGAGCACGGCAGAGGCUGCCAUGCAGAGGUCCUUGGACCGCAUGCAUAAAUCCUUUACCGAGCUGGUACAGAGCAACCAGACCCUUCUAUUCAGAGUACAACUGCUCGAGAACGAGCUUGCCAAGCGCUGUGACGUACACUACGGCGACGCCGCCAGGCCGGAGGCGAUGUCCAGUGAAAUGCUAGAAAACAACCAGCAGUUGCGGGCUGACGAGCAAGAUGGCAUGCCAGCCCACCUCCGAUCCAACAAGCCCAACCAUGGCGAGACCGGACAGUAA